Pseudogymnoascus verrucosus is the source of this 1483-nucleotide messenger RNA. RefSeq lists its product as uncharacterized. Bases 1 to 1272 code for a protein of 423 amino acids. NCBI's taxonomy places the organism in Eukaryota, Fungi, Ascomycota, Leotiomycetes, Thelebolales, Thelebolaceae. The transcript is spliced from 6 exons. The record is from RefSeq and is a predicted model, not a curated record.
AUGACCAUGGAAGUUUAUCCUAAUAAGGUGGAACGCCUUGCUUUGCUCCUAUUUGAUGCACACUUGGAGACGCACGGUGAGAUCCGGCUUACUGGAGUCGCUUCCGCACAGCUGGCCACGGGGCUCGACCAUAAUGUAGGGGGAGUGUGUGUCAUCACGAUCAACGUCGGGGAUGACAUCUUACCCGUUGGCCUCCAACUUGCGGCCACCCGGUUCUUCCAGGAUCAUGUCUUCGCGGUGAUGAAGGACAACAUGAGCUUCCAGAACGACGGGGCGGAGGUUCUGUCCGUCUCGGCGCAACCUGCGAACAAUCCUGCGACCAAUCUUCCAACUGGUGCGGUGUUAUCUGCAAGAAACAUCACACUACUCGCAUCUGCUGCGGUGGUUCCGGCCGACGGUGUUUCCGCAGAUCUUGGGGUCGUUCGCGCGGGUAUUCGAGCUGGGUCUGGACGAGAUGCUCCGUCGAUUCCAGACGCAGAGGUCCUAGGGGCUAGGCGUGGCACUGUUAGAGGGCGUUGCGGCUCUCGAUCGGUUAGGUCACUAUUGUUUCACGGGAUCGUCGAAGGCGCUCGCGAGCUCGGUGCUGGGGCCUCUGAAGACGAUGGAGAGCCUGAUGAAGGGAGGGGCGAGGGUCGUUUCGACAGCAUACGAUGGCCUCGGACGAAAAAAGGGCGACCUAUCUUCCUGCGCGUGGCAUCUCUCAGCUUCCACUACAGACCGGAGGUGGGGGCGAGCCGGCACAGCCUUAUCUGGUUCCGAGACCUAGGGGCCAAAUCAAUCGGCGGCCCGGAUGGGGCGGGAAAAUUCCUGGAGGAGGUGUUCUGCGACCUGUGGCAGGCAGAGAUGGUAGCGUUUGUCAGUCAUCAGGUUCGACGGCAGUGGUCUGGAGCGACGGCAACGACAACAGACUCUGGUGGAGACGUGGAAGGAGUCGGAGCAUCCGUUCUCGUGGAGCACCUUCGAGCUAUCUGGCGACUGACGGCCCGUGACGCUAUGACAACAGGGGCGUCGACGGUUAUCCCUAAGUCGCGGCAAGACUUUGCGCGGGAGAUGUACCAGGGGUGCGUGGGCAAGCACGGGCCGACUCGACAGGGGCUCUCAUCGCUGCACUCGACGUGGUUCGCGGUUCUUCAAGCGGCGCUCACGUUCACACCAGUGGACAGGGUGUCUGAGGAGCAGUGGCGCAGCGAGAUCGGGGCGGCGAUGCUGUCGCAGCAGGUCGAAUGCAUGCCUGGGUCACAUCGUGCGCGGAUCACGCAACGCCCUGCCUGAUAAUUGACACUAUGCGGAGCCAGAUUUGGAGUCUCGAGCAUUUUCACGUGAUCCGGUCUCGUCUGAGACCUCCCUCUUAGUGAUGUACACGACUGCGGCUCCAUCUACUAUCUGCAGAGCAGCAGCAAAUAUGUCCUUUGCCUUCGCCAUCUUGUCGUCUCCAGUCCUGGGGGUAGAGAGUUACUGCACUGUUCUGCAAUUUUAGAAGGGA